Molecule: messenger RNA, 861 nt
Organism: Molossus molossus (Pallas's mastiff bat)
Lineage: Eukaryota; Metazoa; Chordata; Mammalia; Chiroptera; Molossidae
Gene: MED22
Product: mediator complex subunit 22
Exons: 5
Coding region: 214-816 (200 amino acids)
Biological process (GO): regulation of transcription by RNA polymerase II
Cellular component (GO): mediator complex
Molecular function (GO): transcription coregulator activity
Source: RefSeq, a predicted model, not a curated record
GGCGGGUCUGUGGGAUCGCAAGGGGCGUGGAGACGGCGGCGGGACGCUCCAGGCGCUGAGUGGCGCGGUGGGGCCGGGAAGCGGGGCUUCUUGAGGGGCGUUCGCUCGUCCGCCACCCCAUCCCGGCCAAGGGCCCGCCGGGCGCGAGGACUGCGGACCAGGUGCUGACGACUGGCCGCAGGCCCCUGCUCCCUGCACAGAGGGCGCCCCGCCAUGGCCCAGCAGAGAGCCCUGCCGCAGAGCAAGGAGACGCUGCUGCAGUCUUACAACAAGCGCCUCAAAGACGACAUCAAGUCCAUCAUGGACAACUUCACCGAGAUCAUCAAGACCGCCAAGAUUGAGGAUGAGACACAGGUGUCCAGGGCCACUCAGGGCGAGCAGGACAAUUACGAGAUGCAUGUGCGAGCCGCCAACAUCGUGCGAGCCGGAGAGUCCUUGAUGAAGCUGGUGUCCGACCUCAAGCAGUUCCUCAUCCUGAAUGACUUCCCGUCCGUGAACGAGGCCAUUGACCAGCGCAACCAGCAGCUGCGAGCCCUGCAGGAGGAGUGUGACCGAAAGCUCAUCACCCUGCGCGACGAGGUCUCCAUCGACCUGUACGAGCUGGAGGAGGAGUAUUACUCGUCCAGCUCCAGUCUUUGCGAAGCUAAUGAUCUGCCUCUGUGUGAAGCUUACUGGAGGCUGGACCUCGACACAGACACUGCUGAUGGCCUCCCGGCCCCUCUGCUGGCGUCCCCGGAGCCCAGUGCUGGCUCCCUGCAGGCCGCUGCCCCUGCCCACUCCCACGCUAGCGGCCCCGGCCCCACAGAGCAUGCCUGAGCCUCUGGCUCCCUCCGCAGGCCCCUAGGGUCUUAGGAACGAGAC